This is a messenger RNA of Anas platyrhynchos (mallard), 719 nucleotides long. RefSeq names its product antimicrobial peptide NK-lysin-like. NCBI's taxonomy places the organism in Eukaryota, Metazoa, Chordata, Aves, Anseriformes, Anatidae. Gene Ontology annotation, biological process: killing of cells of another organism; antimicrobial humoral immune response mediated by antimicrobial peptide; defense response to bacterium. Gene Ontology annotation, cellular component: cytolytic granule. The record is from RefSeq and is a predicted model, not a curated record.
GUUUCGGCGACGCUGAGUGGCUCCGGCGGCCCCGCUGCCGGCUCCUGGGGGGCUAUAAAAGCCCCGGGGUGGGGCACGGGGCCGGCACCCGCUGGGUUCGGUGCUGGGGGGGUCACCAUGGCCGCUGCCUUCAUCCUGCUCCUCGCCCUGCUGGCAGUCACACAGGCGGAGGAGGUGACCGACCCGUGCCAGGGCGGCCCCGCGUCCUGGUGCCGCGACAUGGCCACGGCCGUGCGGUGCCAGAAGGAGCAGCAGUGCCGCUACCUCUGGGACAGCCUGGGCACGUGGGAUGAGGACGAAGGGGACGCGGCGGCGCCGGGCAAGGGGAAGAAAUGCAGCAUCUGCACCAAGGUCCUGCAGCAGCUGAAGAAAAUGGUGGGGGACGACCCCGAUGAGGAGACGGUGAAGGCGGCGCUGCGGAAGGUGUGCGGCGCCAUGAAGGGGCUGGGCCGGGUGUGCAAGGCCAUGGUGAAGAAAUUCGGCUCGCAGAUCGCCGAGGCGCUGCAGAACGACGACGACCCCGAGGACGUCUGCACCAACCUCAAGUUCUGCAAGGGCUGCGCGGCCGGGCUCUGACCGCCGCUGCUGAACCCCGAAAGCUGAAGGGGGCCCCCAGCCCCGUCGCCAGCCUCCACCUGCCCCCAGCCUCCCUUUUUCCCCCCCCCCCACAUUGUCCCCACGCAAUAAAGCAGCUCGUCCCCACCGCCACCUCUCCGGAG